GCAGGGGGUUAUUUCAGAAUAUGAAUUUUAUUGGUUCUCAGAGUGGAGUUUGUGGACCACCAGGAGUACUUUGUAGAAAUACCUUGGAGGGAUAAAAGCGAUUUUAAAAGUCACUUCAAUAACCUUAUUUAAAAUCAGUUAUUUAAAAGGUAGGCACCAUAUUCACUUCCAGUCCAGGUCAACUGAUGUUUGGUCACGUGAUGACGUACACAAUGUGUGAUUGGUUGCAUACUUGCAGCCACUUCCUAGUUAAGAUGGCCCCUCAUUGAUGCAAACCAUUUGCCUGAUGAAGGUCUGGCACUGCAAAUAAAUGUACUUUUGCAAGUUAGACAGUGUGCGGGAGGCUGAAACCGAAGCAGCUAAGUCAGGGGUCAGCAACCUUUACUAUCAAAAGAGACAUUUUAGUCAAAAUAAAGAAAAGAAAAUCUGUCUGGAACCGCAAAACAUUUGAGCAUCGUGAUGAAGACCUCCGCAGCUCCUCCAGGCCGCCGGAGGUCGCUGUGCUGCAGGCCGGCAGCAGCGCUUCAUUCUGGGGCUUUUUGUUCCCCUCAUCUCGUCCUCGGUGCGCUGUCCACUUCAGCACCACAAGCCGAGCAGAGGCAGCGGGCUGCUGCUAGAGCUAAACGCUGAAGAGGAGGAAGGGCUCAAAACAUCAGCACCAGAGUCACAACAUAUACAGAAAAUAACCUACAAUCUCCUCCAGACACCGACGAGGCUGCAGAGAAGAGUUCAGUAAUCAUGUACGAUGCGGCGAGGGUGCCAUCUCCUAAGGAUGGCGCGAACGGGGUGGCCCAGCCCGUGGUCCCCGGAGCCGGAACGGGAACGGCUGCGGGACCAGGUGGGCCGACGCCGACCGCCGUCCUACAAGCCAAAACUGAGGAGGGACAGCCAGGUACAGAAGAGGAGGAGGAGGAGGAGGAGGAAGAGGAGCCCAAAGCAGAGCCAGUCCUGGUGAAAAAGCCACACAGAGAGAUUCUGGACCAUGAGAGGAAGAGGAGGGUCGAGCUCAAGUGUAUGGAGCUCCAGGAGAUGAUGGAGGAGCAGGGGUACACAGAAGAAGAGAUUCGACAGAAAGUGAGCACAUUCAGACAGAUGCUGAUGGACAAGGAGGGCGUUAUCACUAGAGAGGGUUCACACACACAACCAGGGGUCAACCACCUGCACUACCAGCCCGCCGAGUACGAAGAGAACCCUGAACUGGUCGGCUAUGAAGAUGGAGACUAUGAACACGAUUACCACAGUGACAACCGAGUGAAGAGGAAAUCAAGCAGCUCUCCAUCCCCGCGUCCAAAGAAAAGGAAGAAGAAGAAAUCUGGCCGCCGAAGGAGCCGGUUCGGCAGCUCGUCACCCACUCACAGAGAGAAGAAGAAGAAGAGUGGGAAGAAACACAAGCGAGACAGAUCUGCAUCUGGCUCCAGGAAAAAGAGGAGAUACAGAUCGGGCAGCCCAAAGAACAAACACAAAGACAAGAACAAACAGAAAAAGAGGUCACCCGGUGAGACCCCCAGUAGGAGUUCACAGCGUCAAGGCAGCUGCUGUAGCUCCCGUAGCGCCUCCGUGUCCUCCACACGGAGCACCUCCAAAUCUCCCGCCAGACUGAACUCCAAGCACAAGACAGAAGGACAAAAGGCGUCCGGCACCUCGCUGUCCCCGGGCACCAACACCCCCGCCGCGUGGCACAACGGGGACCACACCCAGCGGAGCCGCAACGGCAAGGCCGGCAGACUCAACCACGGCGAGGGCGAGAAAGGGCACGAUAAGCUCCGUCUGCUGACCGCUAGCUCUGCGAGCAUCCAGUCCACUCUGCUGAGAGAGCACAAGCUCCACAGCGCCCCCGGCAGGAGCCAAACGGGACCGAUGUGCGCGCCGGGAGAGGCUGGGAGUGUGGACGGCAGGAACGCGGCUGUAGGGAGCUCCGUCACCCAGACGUCGGGGAGGAGAGGGAGCCAGAGAGGCCCGAAUAAGACCUCCCACUCCCCCGCUCACAGCAGCGACUCGGCCCACUCCCAGCACAACCACACUCACAGAGGGAGGAACUCUCGCCACCAGAGAAAGACAAAAGGUGGCCACUCUUCCAAGCGCCACCACCGCUCCAGUCGGGGUCAGGCACACCACCGGAGCCAGUCAGCAUCCCCGGGACGCCACCCGCACACGUCGGGCAGGAAGAAAGAGGAGUCCCGGAGCAAACCCAACCUCCGGCAGCGCAGCAGCUCCUGGAGCAGCGGGCACUCGUCCUCGCGCUCCGCCUCCAGAGACCGAGGCCCCAGCAAGGCCAAGUCCCCGCACAACAGACAGAACAACUCCAGAGAGAGGGAGAGCCCCAACCGCUCCGACACUGACAGCCGAGCUCGCCGCCGCUCACGCAGCUACUCGCCCAUUCGCAAACGGAGAAGAGAUUCCCCCAGCUUCAUGGAGGCUCGCAGGAUCACCAGCGCCAGGAAGCGGCCAAUCCCGUACUACCGUCCCAGUCCUUCAUCGUCCAGCUACGACAGCAGCCCUUCGCGGUCCAGCCACAGCCGUAGCCGCAGCUACAGCAGCUACAGCCGCAGCAGAAGCCACAGCCGGAGCCACAACCGGAACCACAGCAGGAGCCGGAGCCGGAGCUGGAGCCGGAGCCGCAGCCAGAGCCGGAGCUGGAGCCGCAGCAAGAGUCGCUCCCGCAGCCACCACAGUUACUACAGCCGCAGCAGCUACGACAGCCCCGGCUUCUGAACGCAGCACGGAAGGGAAAUACAAAAACAGACAGAGGAGAAGUCCUGUUACAUUUACUGUGCUUUGGUUUGACCAUGAUCUACAACACAGUGCUGUACCGUCCAGGGCCCUAGACCACUAUCCCUCUCCAACGCAGAGCCCGUAUCAAAG
This is a messenger RNA of Sebastes umbrosus (honeycomb rockfish), 2862 nucleotides long. It is a transcript of the gene srrm3, whose product is annotated as serine/arginine repetitive matrix 3. The coding region runs from base 739 to 2712 and encodes 657 amino acids. The record is from RefSeq and is a predicted model, not a curated record. Lineage: Eukaryota; Metazoa; Chordata; Actinopteri; Perciformes; Sebastidae. Gene Ontology annotation, molecular function: mRNA binding. The transcript is spliced from 15 exons.